Molecule: messenger RNA, 3913 nt
Organism: Drosophila ananassae
Lineage: Eukaryota; Metazoa; Arthropoda; Insecta; Diptera; Drosophilidae
Product: dyslexia-associated protein KIAA0319-like protein
Exons: 8
Coding region: 291-3515 (1074 amino acids)
Cellular component (GO): plasma membrane; cytoplasmic vesicle
Source: RefSeq, a predicted model, not a curated record
CCGUUACCAAGCCAACAAAGAAAGCUUUCCCGCCAAGCUUUUUCUAACGCUCUAUUCCAUGGGCACCCUCCAACACUCUCCCGGGCUAUCUAUCUCUGUUACACCCCCAGAAGGCCACUUACAACACUGCUUCAUAAAUCAGCUGUCAGCUGGAGGAAUUGGUUUUUUUUUUGUUGUGCGCUGGCGAAAAAGAAGAAAAAUUGCAGUUCUGGUGUUUUGCUAGUGAUUUUCGCCAUUUUCUGAACUUUGGCAAGGCCCUUGUCUACUCGAAGGCGGAUAUUGCAUUGGAGAUGGCCGGCGCACGAAGACGGAUUUUCAAAUGGCUCUUGCUGGCCGCUUGGAUGGCGUCAGCAUAUGCCGACGUCACGGGCGGCAGUGGAGGUGGUGGAGGUGUUACCACGCAAAAUGCCCUGCUGCUGGGCAAGAAGCACAAAGAGACUGCGGACGCGGCAACUGGCGGUGGCCUGUCCCAGUCCGGAGUUUGCCCACGAAUGCUGCGCCACGUAUUCGAGAACGCCACACCGCGGGACGAGCAGCAGGCCGGAGUCUUCGAGGAGUACAAACCCUCACCGGACAGUGGGGAGCCCAUCGAGGAGGAGGCCUACCUGUGGAACUGUCUGCAGGCCUGCUGCGACAAGCCCCGCAACCAGACUGUUCCCUGCAACGUGGUCCUGGUUUUCAAGGGAAAGUGCUACCACAUCCGCUGCAAGAGCGAUGAUGCAUGUUUGCCGAAGCAGAGGAUUCGUUUGGCUAACGAGAAGGUCCAGAUGGUGCUGGUCAAUCCCGUGGGCGAGGCCUCAUGGCCCCAGCUCCUGAAAGCCGAGGCAGCCAAGCAGAAUGCCGAGAUCCUGCCGUACGAUGAGGCAGCCCUGAACUUCUGGAAGCAGCCCAGGCGACUGGGAUACCUAGGGUCGCGUAAUCAGGAAUCCCCCGCUUACGAAGACGAGGACUUCCCCUUGGCCGACAAGCGAAUGAAUGGCCAGAUGAUCCUCCAGCCGGACGACACUGAUGUGCUGGCCAACGAGGAGCUCGGCUUCUACGACCAGAACUCCAAGUUCACGGCUUGCGACAUAGAGAACCCCUGCCCGCCGCCCCAACAGUGUGUGCCCCUGCAGGCCAAUGCCGUGAGGGGCGUGUGCACCUGUCCGAAUGGAUUUGUGUGGAACAAGCAGCGGAAGUGCGUGAUGGCUGCCAUUCCGUACAGCUCCUACCUCACCAGCAACGAGGUGGUGCAGCCGGACACGGCGGCCAGUGACAAUUCGCCCGAAGUAUCGUCCUCAUCCACGAAAGCCGAGCCAAACAAGGACAUUGUGGUGUCGGUGAUGUCCAAGGAGGUGCGUCUGCCGGAGCAGGAGGUGACACUGGCCGCCUUCACGGUGCCCGAUGAGCAGACCAGCAACACCAAGUACAAGUACCUUUGGACUCUGAUCUCGCAGCCGAAGGGACCGAUGAAUGGCACCAUUUCGGACCAGAGCAAGUCCAAGGUGAAGCUAUCGAAUCUAUCCGAGGGACUGUACACUUUUAAGGUCACCGUAACGGGCGACAAUGGAACCUUUGGCGAGGCGACAGCGAACGUCACCGUGCUUCCCGAGAAUCGCAUCAACCAGCCGCCCCAGGUUAUUAUUUCUCCCAGCGAGCAGAUCAUCCGGCAGCCCACCACGAACGCCAUCUUAGACGGCAGCACCAGCACGGAUGACGACAAAAUCACCAACUGGCACUGGGAGGUGAUCUCGGGACCCAUUGGCUAUCAGCCAGUGCUGCCGGAGGUCAACACCCUCCAGCUGGAUCUCACCUCUCCGGGCAACUACACUUUCAAGCUCACCGUAACCGACUCGAAUAACGUCACCAACUCCACCACGGCCACGAUAGCGGUGCUGAAGGAAACCGACUAUGCUCCAGUGGCCAAUGCUGGAGACGCUGUCAUCCUCUAUCUGCCGAACAACAAUGUCACUUUGAACGGAACUGCCAGCUCGGAUGACCACGAGAUCGUGGCCUGGGAGUGGACAAAGGACGCCAGUGACGAGGCCAAAGCGGUGGACAUGCAGAACACAAGGACCCCGUAUGCCCAGCUCUCCAAUCUGGAGGAGGGCAUGUACACCUUUGUCCUGAAAGUGACGGAUGGCAGCGGGCAGUCUAGCACCGCCAAGGUCCAUGUCUUUGUGAAGCCUCCAACCAACUCUCCACCAGUGGCACGGGCAGGUGCCAAUGCAACCACCAGUUUGCCCAUCAACUGGGUGCUUCUCAAUGGCUCUGAAUCCAAGGACGAUAUAGGCAUCAAGUCCUACCUUUGGAAGCAGCUGAGUGGCCCCAACAACGCCGUCAUUCUAAAGUCCAACUCUUCGAUUGCCAAUGCCACUUCCCUGACCCUAGGUCUCUACCAGUUCGAGCUGAGUGUCUCGGAUGAGAACAACAACACCGCCACCGACACCACCUGGGUCAAGAUUGUACAAGAACGUAAUGCACCUCCGAUAGCCAACGCUGGCGGAGAUCGCAGCAUCACCCUGCCGGCCACCGCAAUCUACUUCAAUGGGUCCAAAUCCUGGGACGACCUGGCGGUGGUGAAGUAUUCUUGGACGCGGGAGGACAACAGCCUGGCGGCAGGUGUCAUUGUCGCCGACACCGACAAGCAACCAGUGAUGAUUCUGACCAACCUCGUCAAUGGACGCUACGUCUUCAAGCUAACUGUGAGCGAUGACCAGGGACUAACCAGUUCGGAUACGGUCAGCGUGAACGUCCAUCCCGAUCCCAUGCUGAUGCACCUCGUCCAGAUGACACUGCCCAUGGGCAUGUCGGUGCUCGCACAGUCCGAGCUGGACUCGGUGGUCCAGAAACUGCAACUGUUGCUUGGCGACGAGAACAAAAUCCAGAUCAGGGAGCUCAAGUACGACCUGCACACGGGAGCGGCUGUCCUGGUCUUUUAUGUCAACGAUGGGAGUGGAAAGCCAGUCGAUGGCCUGCAUGUGGAGCGGCAGUUGCGGGCCCAGCUGCAGAAGGAUGCCUCCAUCUUGGGUGCCCUCUUCGUGGACAUUCGCACAACGGUCUGCCAGAACAAUUGCUCCGGCCAUGGCAGCUGCAAUCCCACCACCAGAGCCUGCAUCUGCGAGGCUUUUUGGAUGCCCUCGGCAGGGUUCUUCUUCAACAACCAGGAGGCCAAUUGCGAUUGGUCCAUCCUGUAUGUCUUUGUGGGAGUCAUUGUUGGCUGCCUGCUGUUGUCGGGCGUGUUUUGGGGCAUUGCCUGCGCCUGCCGGCAGUCGAAGAAGUCGCGUCAGCGCCAGAAAGUGCAGAAGUACGCACUGAUAGGCAACCAGGACGAGGAGGCAGCUGGUUAUUCCCGUAACACAUCGCUGACUGAAUCGGAAACCGACUCCGAUGUCCUGUUCGAGACGCGCACAAAGUCCAAUGGCUUGGGCAAGCACAAGCCCCACCACCACGGCAGCAGUGGCGGCAGUGGCUCCUCCGGACGGGAGGGACACAAGUACAGUAUGCAGAAGCUGGGCCGCAAGAUCAAGGCCUGAACAGGCGAACAGCGAAGUAGACAGUAUAUAUAAGUGUGUGUUAGUCGAUCAACUAUACUGUGUGUGUGAUAUAUAAUUGUAUUUCUAUCUUGUACUCCUUUUUUUUAUACUUUUUAUCUGCACACCCCACCCUUGUUGGGUGGGGGUGUCCUUGCCACUUUUGUCUCUAUGUUCCUUUAUGUUAAGUAUUUUUAUUCAUUAUUUGUUAUAUUUUUAAGCUGCUGCUGCUGUGCAACAAAGAUUUAUGUUUAAUUUUAAAUGGAAAUGCUUUACCUCGAUAUCGAUAUACUUUUUAUGUCUGUAUAUAGAGAUAGCUGUUCACAAUCAAUGUAACAAACGACAUGUAACUGCUUAAAGUGCAUUAUUCCCACAUUAAACGAAACCAAUAGAUGAAAAAA